Messenger RNA from Gaeumannomyces tritici R3-111a-1, 2297 nucleotides. RefSeq lists its product as hypothetical. Lineage: Eukaryota; Fungi; Ascomycota; Sordariomycetes; Magnaporthales; Magnaporthaceae. The transcript has a single exon. The record is from RefSeq and is a predicted model, not a curated record. The coding region runs from base 194 to 1858 and encodes 554 amino acids.
GAGAUGCGCAAACUUUUAGAGUUGGUCGCUAUCAGACGGGAAGUUGCGCGUAGUGAAAUCGGCAGGUGUGACUACCUCAUUGGACACCUUGCGAAUAUUUAGCACCUUACCCCGCCUCCACCCCUUCCCUUCCUCCUUCUCUUCACCCUUCACUUCAUUCUCAAACUUCCUUCUCAUCGACCCAUCGUCAACCAUGGAGACACCCUUCAGCCUCGCGCCUCGAGGCUGCGCCGCCUGCCCGUCGAACAGCGGCUUGCUCCGCUGCGGCGGGUGCCUGGUCGUCCACUACUGCAGCAAGGAGCACCAGAUUGAGCAUCGGCAGAAGCACAAGACCUCCUGUGUGGCCAUCAAGAAGACUCGCGAGGCCCUGCAGCGCGAGGAGGCCAAGCUCCGCGCCAACCCCGGCGACAUGUUCACGCCGGCAGACGUUUUCAAUACCGGCGUCGGCAUGUUCUGGGGAAUACUCGACACCCGAGACUAUAUGCGCGCCCGCUUUGCCGCCGCCGACGCUCUGCUGAAGAUCAACAACGUCGACGCGGUCCAGGCCUCGCUUGACCACCUUACCGACAUGCUGCGUCUCUGCCGCAGCGACAAUCUUGGCGUGCGAGAUACAGUCCCCUUCCUGAUGCUUCGCCUGGGCCAGGAGCAAGAGUGCUACGACUUCAUCAAGUGGUGGGCCGCCACCGCCCAGCAGGGGCACUACGACUGGGCAGAUACGAGCGCGCCGCACCUCGACAUCCGCAACGCGAACCCCUUUGAAGACGUCGACAUCAUCCCUGUAGGAGGUGACCUCGCACACCUCGUCGCCCUUACCCUUCUAAAGAUCCGCCUCUUCCUCGACCUCUCUGCAUUCGAGGAUGACGAGCUCAUGCAUGAGAAUCGCAUCCCAGACCCCUCCGAGUUCCUUCGCCCUGUCGGAAAGCUUGUCAAGGCCAAGGUCAAGAACAUGGAGGCUCAUCAGAUCCCACCCAUGAGUGAGGAACUCGCGCGUCAGUACCGCAAGCUUUGCAAUGUGGUCCACGACAAGAACCCGAAUUUUUGGGACCUUCUACAUGAGGAUGGUGAGCCUUCUCCGCCGGCUAUGUUUAGCCCCGGAUCUCCCGAGGAGGCGGAGCUGGUAUUCUUCCAUUCCAAACGCGCAUGGAAUGAGUCGGAGGACGCCGACGUCAUGGUCGAGGCCGAAACCUCCAAGUUCACCACUGUCUAUCGCAGCCCCCCUGGCACUACUGGUUCCGUCCAAGUCAACGCCAGCGGAAGCGCCGGGGGGGCACGCCGGAUACUCCUGCUCUGCCUUGAGAACGAGGGGCUAUUCGACAGCGUUCAUGGAGGUCUGGUCACUCGUCUCAAUUCCAAGACCUCGGUGCAGCGCGCGUCUUCAACCCAGGGCGCCCUGGCCAAGCUCGGCGAAACCCCGCCCCCGCCCAUAAUCUUCAUCGCCGACGGGGCUAUCUCUCGCGAGACAAAGCUCUGGCAGCGCGUCAUCGACCGACUCCGCGGGGGAGCCACAGUCAUCCUUGGCGGACUGUUCAGUAGCAUGACCAGACCCUCCGACGUCGAACGCAUGUUCUCAAUGGUUGGACUGCCAUGGAAAGUCGGCACCUAUACCCGGGAGACGACCAAGCUGCGAAAGGGCGUCUUGGACAGAACCGCCACGGCCGGGCUCCCUGUUGAGUACAGCCAGAAGGCCGUCUUUCUCCAAAACGUCGACAAGGCUGCGCGGCUGUACGUCCGCGAGGACAAGGAGACCGACGUCGCCGUCGCGUUCGCCAAGGUCGAGAAUGGAAGGCUGGCCUUUAUCGGUGACGUGAACAGAGAGGAGGGGUCAGCGAAGGUUAUUAUGGCGAUGUGUGGCCCUUGAACUGCCAGCUAGUCUGUUAUAUCACGCCUUUCGUAUUUCCCUUUCUUUUCUGUCGACAUUGCAUUGUCCCCCGCCGGGUUUUAAUAACAAAGAGAUAGGAGACGAGGGGUUCCGGUCAAUUUGGUCAGCAGGCGACUUGGUAGAGUCGUUCCAGGGAGCCUUUCAAUUACGCGAACGGUGCAGAACACCUGUGCUUGAAGAAGCAGCUCCCUCAGACCGAGGUCAAAAUGCGACUCUACAUAGUGAGGAAUACAUGAUAUCGGACAAAAGAAAACUCUUCGCUUGCGCUAUUUAAGCAUAGUGGUCGAGUGACAGAAUAUCUACAAUCUAAAAGCAAGCAAAGAAAUAAAAAUGCAAAUCACAGACAGCAACGAAAUGCUCCUCUUCGCGCUCGAAGAAGCCCACCCACGUCUUGUCCCAAGAUCUUAUGCACCGUGAU